Molecule: messenger RNA, 414 nt
Organism: Ogataea parapolymorpha DL-1
Lineage: Eukaryota; Fungi; Ascomycota; Pichiomycetes; Pichiales; Pichiaceae
Product: 60S ribosomal protein L23-A
Exons: 1
Coding region: 1-414 (137 amino acids)
Biological process (GO): translation
Cellular component (GO): ribosome; cytosolic large ribosomal subunit
Molecular function (GO): large ribosomal subunit rRNA binding; structural constituent of ribosome
Source: RefSeq, a predicted model, not a curated record
AUGUCCGGAUCAGGUGCCUCUGGAAACAAGUUCCGUAUGUCGUUGGCCUUGCCAACUGGAGCUAUCAUGAACUGCGCAGACAACUCCGGCGCUAGAAACCUCUAUGUCCUGGCCGUCAAGGGUACCGGUGCCAGAUUGAACAGACUGCCAGCCGCCUCUGUUGGAGACAUGGUGAUGGCCACCGUCAAGAAGGGUAAGCCAGACCUCAGAAAGAAGGUCAUGCCAGCUAUCGUUGUGAGACAGGCCAAGGCCUGGAGAAGAAAGGACGGUGUGUUCUUGUACUUCGAGGACAACGCCGGUGUGAUUGUGAACCCGAAGGGAGAGAUGAAGGGAUCGGCCAUUACUGGACCUGUUGGUAAGGAGUGUGCCGACCUGUGGCCUCGUAUUGCCUCGAACUCUGGUGUUGUGGUUUAA